Hibiscus syriacus is the source of this 1071-nucleotide messenger RNA. Its product is annotated as squalene synthase-like. The transcript is spliced from 12 exons. The coding region runs from base 89 to 991 and encodes 300 amino acids. The record is from RefSeq and is a predicted model, not a curated record. NCBI's taxonomy places the organism in Eukaryota, Viridiplantae, Streptophyta, Magnoliopsida, Malvales, Malvaceae. Gene Ontology annotation, molecular function: squalene synthase [NAD(P)H] activity. Gene Ontology annotation, biological process: lipid biosynthetic process; farnesyl diphosphate metabolic process. Gene Ontology annotation, cellular component: endoplasmic reticulum membrane.
AGGAUGACACUAGUGUAGCAACUGAUGUCAAAGUUCCUAUCCUCAAGGACUUUUAUCGUCAUAUAUACGAUCGCAACUGGCACUUUUCAUGUGGUACAAAGAACUACAAAGUUCUUAUGGACGAGUUUCAUCAUGUAUCUACUGCUUUUCUCGAACUCGAAAAGGUUAUCAGGAGGCUAUCGAGGACAUUACGAAAAGAAUGGGUGCAGGGAUGGCAAAAUUCAUUUGCAAGGAGGUUGAAACGGUUGAUGACUACGAUGAAUAUUGUCACUAUGUAGCAGGACUUGUGGGAUUAGGUCUUUCCAAACUUUUCCAUGCCUGCGGCACAGAAGAUUUGGCUCCAGAUUCACUCUCCAAUUCAAUGGGUUUAUUUCUUCAGAAAACGAAUAUUAUCCGAGAUUAUCUUGAGGAUAUUAACGAGAUACCAAAGUCUCGAAUGUUUUGGCCUCGUGAGAUUUGGAGUAAAUAUGUCAACAAACUGGAGGACUUGAAAUACGAAGAAAACUCGGUCAAGGCAGUGCAGUGCUUGAAUGACAUGAUCACUAAUACUUUAAUCCAUGUGGAUGAUUGCAUGAAGUACAUGUCUGCUUUACGUACUCCGUCAAUCUUUCGGUUUUGUGCUAUUCCUCAGGUCAUGGCUAUUGGAACGCUAGCCUUGUGCUACAACAACAUUGAAGUUUUCAGAGGCGUAGUGAAAAUGAGGCGUGGUCUCACUGCAAAAGUCAUGGACCGAACAAAAUCGAUGGCUGAUGUCUAUGGUGCUUUCUACGAUUUUUCUUGUAUGUUGAAAGCUAAGGUUGAUCAUAAUGAUCCCAAUGCACAAAAAACUUUGAGCAGACUAGAUUCAAUCCUCAAGACUUGCAGGGACUCUGGGGUCCUGAAUGAAAGGAAAUCUUACAUUAUUCCGAGUCAGUCCAAUUACACUCCACUUCUGGCUGUUAUACUUUUCUUUAUACUGGCCAUUGUUUUGGCUAAUCGUGGUUCAAAUUGACCUAACAACUAGACCUUGGUUUAUUUUCGAGCAAUCAUCUCAUUAGCCGUCAUGUGUUUAGACUGCCGCAAUAUUUAGAA